Erpetoichthys calabaricus (reedfish) is the source of this 2917-nucleotide messenger RNA. It is a transcript of the gene igsf21a, whose product is annotated as immunoglobin superfamily, member 21a. NCBI's taxonomy places the organism in Eukaryota, Metazoa, Chordata, Cladistia, Polypteriformes, Polypteridae. Bases 425 to 1825 code for a protein of 466 amino acids. Gene Ontology annotation, biological process: heterophilic cell-cell adhesion; homophilic cell-cell adhesion. The record is from RefSeq and is a predicted model, not a curated record. Gene Ontology annotation, cellular component: adherens junction. The transcript has 10 exons.
GUGUAGGAGGGGGAGCGGAGCAGAGAGUGAAGCGCCUGGAUUUUUCAUCCAAAUCUGUGUGUCUGGUUUGCUAUCCUGCAGCAAUGCGAGAUGGAAGCGGACUAACGGAAGAAACCUGCAUCUGAGCGAUAGCUUCGUUGCUUUUGAUUCAUCUUUACAAAAGAAUUUCCUGCCGUUCUUUUUGUUUCUUUUUUCCUUCAAUCCGAGCGACUUUCAGCCGUUAACCUUACUGCAUCUGCUCUCGCCUGCGCUGCUUUGGCUCUUUUACUGAAUGACUGUUUCUCUUAUUUUUAAAUCUUACCAUGCGCUGCCAGUGUGGUCCAGCUGAUCGGCUCUGUUUGGAAUGGCCGGGGACACGCAAACAGGCUUUGGGGAACCUUUAAAGACCGAUGGAAUUUGGGAAUAUUGACCAAAUAUUAGGAAGAUGAGCACCUUAUCUCUGUGUUUCCUUCUGUGCGCCGAUCUCUUGGACUUAGCGCUGGGUUACUUAACCGUCACCAUUGAGCCCCUUCCUCCAGUUGUUGUAGGAGAUACUGUGACGCUGAAAUGCAACUUCAAGACUGACGGCAGGCUGCGAGAGAUAGUCUGGUAUCGGGUCACAGAUGGCGGCACAAUCAAACAAAAAAUAUUUACAUAUGAUGCCAUGUUCAACACCAACUACUCUCACAUGGAAGAUUAUCGGAGGCGGGAGGACCUCGUGUAUCAAUCAACAGUUCGACUUCCAGAAGUACGGAUUUCAGAUAACGGCCCCUAUGAAUGUCACGUGGGAAUCUAUGAUCGAGCGACAAGAGAAAAAGUGGUCCUGGCAUCUGGGAAUAUAUUCCUCAAUGUUAUGUCCCCGCCUCUUUCCAUAUCAGUGGUGGCAGCAGAUUCUCCGGCACCCUUCAGCCGUUACCAGCCUCAGAACUUCACCCUCAUCUGCAUUGUGUCUGGGGGAAAACCGGCACCCACAGUCUAUUUCAAGCGAGACGGCGAGCUAAUUGAAGCGAUGACUUGGGGGCAGACCCCUAUGGGAAGUGACGGAAGCGCUGGAGGCCUGAGAGACCCCCGGCCCCUUAUUAGUCGUGAGCUGGAUGACACCAAGCUGCAGAAGUCAUUGUCUCUGCUGGACCUGGAUGAGAAGCCACCAAGACUCUUUACAGAGGAUCCUCAUCGGGAUAACACCCCCAGGGCCCCGGGUUAUGAGCCCAACCCAGCCACAGAGAUCAUUCCAGAAACAGUGGUCAGCCGGGAAUUCCCACGUUGGGUCCAAAGUGCCGAGCCCCUGUAUUACUUUCGCAAUGCACAUAUCCCAUUGAAUGAUGGGACUGUGGAAGUAAGAGCCAUGCUCACUUGGACUCUAAACCCACAGCUUGAUAACGAUGCCCUAUUCAGCUGUGAAGUCAAACACCCAGCCUUGUCGAUGCCCAUGCAGGCUGAGGUCACACUGGCGGCACCCAAGGACCCCAAGCUGGCAAUGUCUCCGCCACGAGCGAAAGUUGGGGACACCGUCCGAAUACUCGUGCAAGGAUUCAAGAGUGAGGUCUUCCCAGAGCCACUGUUCACCUGGACACGGGUUGGUGGUCACCUGCUAGAUGGCAAAACUAAGCAUGACGGCAAGGAACUGGUACUGGAGCGUGUGCCAGCUGAGCUGAAUGGAUCGAUGUACAGCUGCACGGCCCAGAAUCCUCUGGGCUCCACGGACACGCAUACUCGACUCAUCGUGUUCGAAAACCCCAGCAUGAUGAAGGGAUCUCAGAUUUCAAACGAUGCAGCAUCCCAUAAGGAGACAUCCAGAGUGGUUUUGGCCCUGCUUCUCCUAACAGUGACUCUGGAACUCACGUGAGUUGGGCAAUCGCCCACCCUGCCAGUCUGCCUGGAACACCCGCACGCCCACCCGCCAGCCCACCUGCCAGCCUGGGCCGCAGCACACAUCUGAUGCCACACAUCUGACUAUUUCUGUCUUUUUGUACAAACAAAAGAGCAAACAAAAAACAAGCAAACAAAAAAAAAAAAAAACUGGACAAAAACGCCCCCUUUGUCUGUUUAUCUUCAUGUCUCGCCUUUUGUCAGUUCUUCAAUAAAACAUACAGUCUGAUUAAUAAAAAUACAAAAAACAGAGGAGUGAACUCUCAUUUCCUUUUUAGUGUGGUUGGGAAGUGCUCAUCCAGUGCCGCUCUGCAUUUUCUUUCUUUCGUUUGUUAUGGAGACCGUAAGGAGCCUUUGUAACCAUUGGCUACACCUAUUGUGCCAGAUAGACCGUCAACCAAUGGAAUACUUCAGCUGUCUUUACCUUCUCAAAAAACAGAAGAGAGAGAAGACUCAGUCUGGAACCUAAAAUAAAAGAAAAUUGAGCACAUUCCCAAACAUACAGGCACAAAUGGUGCUUGGGCCUCAUCCUAUAUGCCACCAUAGUCCAGCUACAGCAGGCAAUGGGUUUGAUUUUUGAAUUCACAGAAGGCUUCUUGAAGGCACCCCUAGCAGACUUUCUAUUUUUACUACAUUGGUACCAUUUAGAAAUAUGUAACUCCUUCUGGCGCAGUGCAGCUGACAUCCCAGCAGGCCUUCACUGGAGUUAAUGAUGGGUGGAGUGUAGAGGAAUGGCAUCAGCGGUCACCGUAUGCCUAACGCUUUCUUUUCUUGGCAGUUCAGUGGAACAUAAAACCAUCCCACUCUGCCUGUAGGUCAAACGUCCAUCUGAACAUUGUAGCUCAGAUGUCACCCCACUUGUCUGUCUUUCAUGGAGCAAACAUUAAGCCUCUUGUGACGGGUGACAGCUUGCCAUGUUUCUUCAUCUGACAAUUUAGUUGUACAUUCAGUUUUGUUUUUAUGGGAAAUUUAACAAAGCACAAGUUCUGUAUGAUUCUCCAUGCCGAUGGAUUGUGUCUGCACCUCCCAGAAGAAUGACGGAUAGAGGAACGUAUCCUCAUCUCUGUGU